Messenger RNA from Ochlerotatus camptorhynchus, 1176 nucleotides. Its product is annotated as probable RNA methyltransferase CG1239. Gene Ontology annotation, biological process: snRNA modification. The record is from RefSeq and is a predicted model, not a curated record. NCBI's taxonomy places the organism in Eukaryota, Metazoa, Arthropoda, Insecta, Diptera, Culicidae. The coding region runs from base 263 to 1150 and encodes 295 amino acids. Gene Ontology annotation, molecular function: RNA methyltransferase activity; snRNA binding; O-methyltransferase activity. The transcript is spliced from 4 exons.
UUUCGUCAACUACUAUGGUUUUAUUUCACUCGCACGUUUGCAGAACUUUGCUUAAAAUUGGUGAAUUCAACAACAAUAUCAGGAUUAUCGUCUGCGCCAAUACCGGCGGAAUAUCUCGUGAGCGAAUCGUGCGAAUGCUUCUUACUUUCAAGUCGUAAUUCGUCAAACAACGUUUUAAAUCAUUUGCAAGUCUUGUAUUAAAUUGGAAUCAGUUUAUCAGUGAUGUGAUCAAGAUCAUACAAAUUUAAUUUAAGAAGUCUCAAUGGCAAGUCAAGUGGAGCUAAAGCAAUCAGAAGUUCAAAAUGAAACCAAGACUACUUGUGAGAAUGUCCCCCAAAAUGGAGCUACAACAUCCAAUCAAAUCUUAGUCAAACAGGCCAAUGAUACAGGUUGCACAAAAAAGCGCAACCGAAGUGAGAAUGAUUACGAACAGGAAGCAACGAAGCGUAAAAAGAUUUUCAAAUAUGGAAAUUACAACCGUUACUACGGAUAUCGGAACAUCAAUGAAUCACCAAAAGAGGACGUCAGACUUCAGGCUUUCAUCGAACAGAAAGAAUUGAUAACCGGUAAACAACUACUGGACAUAGGCUGCAAUAAUGGUUCACUCACACUUUUGAUUGCAAAGCAUUGCAAUCCUGCCAGUGCUGUUGGAAUAGACAUAGACGGAGAUUUAAUAGGCAGCGCACGAAGACACCAAUCAGUUAUGCUAAAAUCAAGUAUUGAUGACGGCGAUGCAUUUCGGUCCCUAAAAUGUGUGGAAUUCAAAAUGGCAAAUUAUGCUUAUCAGGACGAAUCACUGCUUGCCAACGAGAAACCUCAGUUUGAUGUGAUACUUUGCUUAUCGGUAACCAAGUGGAUCCAUUUGAAUUUUGGAGACGCUGCUGUGAAGCUUACGUUCAAGCGCGCAUAUCGUCAACUGCAUGAUGGAGGAAUAUUUAUACUCGAGGCCCAGCCAUGGAGUAGCUAUAAGAAGAAGAAAAAACUAACGGACGAAAUUUUUGCAAAUUUCAAAAAAAUCGCCUUUCGUCCAGAUGAGUUUAGCCGGUUCCUGUUGGGCGACGAAAUCGGUUUUCGGGAGAUGUUCGAGCUAAAAAUAGCUGAUCACACGGUAAAGGGAUUCCGGCGACCAAUUUUCGUGUUUCGGAAAUAGGUGAGUGAUGCAGGGUAUUCUUUAAA